Molecule: messenger RNA, 2900 nt
Organism: Paramacrobiotus metropolitanus
Lineage: Eukaryota; Metazoa; Tardigrada; Eutardigrada; Parachela; Macrobiotidae
Exons: 4
Coding region: 632-1708 (358 amino acids)
Source: RefSeq, a predicted model, not a curated record
ACAGCUAACAAAUGAGCAUAUAGGAUCGGCUCGUAUGCCGAUCAAACAUAAUUUUGAAAGGCCUUAUGGAUAUGGAGUCGAAAGUUUUUACCGCGCGCAUCUCACGCUUAGGAAAUGCUGCUUUCACGGGCCUUGUAGUCAGUAUUUCCUCAUUCCGACUUACACGCGCUGGUCAUUCAACUUGUCGUGCUUGUCACUGACGUUGACCUCGUGUCGCCUCCAUCCGGCAAGGAAGUAUAUACUCCGCCUAUGCAGCUCUUGCGUGCGCCGUACAGAGGUGCUGGCACUAAUCUGUUGCUGGAUGAUCGCACUGCUGGACAACGAGUUUCACAGGCUCAACGCAGAAUCCGGAAACAUAACGGCAAAACGUAGCGGCAGCCUGUCAGUCCAUUCAGUACCACCUUAAGCUAGAUUUGAAGGUACCUAUUAAACACGGUUGUAAUGUUGAAAACGUGGUUGUUCAUCUCGCAGUCCACAUGUGAAAACGACAACGUCGUAACUGCCGGCAGGCAAUUAAGAAGACGCGCACACCGUUCAUCGUUGCAAUGGAUAUAAAACGGAAAGAUGCCGCAUCUGUAUGCGAAGUUAAUGCUUCGUUGAUGAAAGAUUCCGGUCGGAUUACAGCGGUACAAUGUGGACACUUGUGGGCCUUAUUGCGUUGACCUUUACGCGGUCCGCUGCUCUGCGGUCGGAUGGACAGGAAUUCCGAACAACCGACGAUGAUUACGCUGACGACCCAAGAACGGUGUCAUUUCCUGCCGAUUCAGCAUUAUUUCAUACCGAAAGCGGUGUGAUUUAUCCAGCGAGCCGCAACAUCGGCUUCGGCAGUUUGUUGGGCGGCCAUAACAACGCUGCUGCCUUUAACGAUGAAAGCGACGCAGCUCUAUCAGCCGACGAGUUGGCCUUAAAAGCUGCCGAAACGGUUUCCCUCUCAGAUGAACUGAAAACGAAGGAGUUCGUCUUUCCAAUGAUCCAAGAUUCCAUGCAACGAGGACGUGUGCAGAUUCCUGCUAUACCGCAGCUGUUCCGUGGCCCAACUAUUUUUGGUUUUACUGCCAAGAAUGUCGGCCGAAAAACGCUUAUACAGAAAGCAGCUGGCAGGCAGUUCCUUCUGCAAAAACUCGCCAACGCUGCUUUUAUGCCACACCAAUUCGACGUCGUUCCGGACAGCAACACAGAAGAGUUUACACCACCCGACAAUUCUUUAUCCACAUUUUCGCUGUCGAUUCUCGGGAACAGUCCUUUAAUGCGGCGAUCAGAUGCCCUUUUUGAUAACGGCCUGUCUCCGAUCCCAAUGCCAGCACGGAUGCGAAAGCAGCGCACUUCCAUGGCGGCCCGGUUACUUCGGAAAUUGGCGCAGUCCCAGCUGGAGAAUAUUGACAGCUCCGGUGUCGAAGAAGCCGCUCCAGAACCUGACCGGAGCCCCUUCUUUCAACCGGAAGCACACAAACGUUUGAUUUCCUCUGAAGACAUCUCGAAACUCCCGUCCGAAGCAGUUCCUCUACGGUUACCGCAUUUGCAAGCCCAUGGCGUUCCCUUAUCGUCCGGGCUGAUCCCAGACAUAAUUUUUACGGCAUCGUCUCGGAAGGUUCCUGAAAUGGAUAACGAAAAUUUUCCCUCGAAUUCUCCAUUGUCCAACGCAAAGCGUCUCGACCAACGUUUACACCGACAUUGUCCAAUCCCAAUCUGGACGUCGUGCAGGCUCUGAUGAAGCUGGCUACCGCUUCCCACCGUUUUAAUCCGCCAGUUCCUCGCCGACUAAUCGCUCAGCAAUUGGAUAAUGAUGUGAUGGACCCUUUCAUGCUACCAAUGAUAAUCCCCAGUCAAAGCAAACCCGCCGUGCCGGAGCUGUCUUUUGGCUCAAACCUUUCACCAUACCCUGACCUCCAUCCUGCCACCAUUUUGCAAUCGGGGGACCAACCGGAACUGGACAGCGCGGCCUUUCCACUAAUUCGAGAUCUCGACAGUUCAAAGGUCUCCGGUGAGAAAAUGCCGGGCGAACUGCUUCGCCCCCUUUUCCAGAGCAGCUCGGUCAACACGGGGAUUCCGGUCGCAGAUGACGAUGACCAAACUCCCCUGAUCGAUGACCUCAUGGCCCACGGCCUGCGUGACAAAGAGAUGGCGUCGAAAGAAGCGGCGCUGUUCCGCGUUCCCGCUAAAUCUUCCACGGACCGCAUCGGUUCGAUGACUUUCUUAAGUGACUUCUUGCCUUACUCCCGACUCAGACGGCGACACCGACAGAAACCUACCUUUCCACCCAUCCUGUCAACGCUCUUGCCGACCAACACUAACGAUAUCGAUGAUACGGGCGUCAAUUGGACGACCACGGAAUCCUCCAUUAAACCGGAGCAUUCGCUGGAAAUUGCCUUGACGUUGAAUGACUCCGCUGCAACGCUAUUGCCGGUCGGAAGCCUGUUGCCUGUAACACCGCCUGGAAAAUGGCCGAGCGACGAUGAUAACGAGGUGCCGGUGAGCGGUCGGGGUUUCCGUACGCUGAACAUGUUGCGGCCUAAUAAUGGGUCGACGUUCAGAUACUUCAAAUCCAUCACAUCGGGUACGGGUACGAACCCGUGCGCUGAAGGGGAACGGUGCAAAAAUUAUGCACAAGCCGGAAAUGCUCUCCCGUUGAUGCUGACUGGGAAUAACGGAACGACCUGGGCCUAAGUAAAACUUUUCUUAAGCGGGUUUGGCUGUUUGUUUGUAGAGGAACGUGCUUCCGAGCGACAGAUUUUUCGACAAUUGUGCACAAAUAAAUUAAAAGAACGGAUGUACAAUAAAUACGUGCGAGUAAACUUCAGUGCCUGGAAUUGUUGUAUUGUGUAAGGACUCGCAACAUUUGUUAUAUCGUGCGGCAGGCAGCUUGGCAGCCUUCGAGUUUGCAACAAGAUGGAUUGAAGACG